CCGACUCAAGCCUAGUCAUCUGUGGACGUCUUCCUUCGACUGGCCAACCCCAUGGCCCAUUAGUUUCGUUUGGUUUGUUUGGUGGCUUUGGAUCGAUCUACUGUCAAGAAAGUACUCAACAAUCCGGCUUGUUUUGAUUCAGUUCACUCCUCCCUUACUCCAAUAAGUACAUAGUGAUUAUGAUAAUAAAUUAUGCUCUUUGACUCCAAUCAUGUCGGGAAAAAAAUGUCUUGGAAGCCAGGCCAAAGAAAUCAUUGCUAAGGUAUAUCACCAUAUAAAAAAAGAAGCAAAAAGUGGCAUUAUAAAUCUUACAGAUGCUAUGUGGCGAACUGCACAAGCUGUUGGUUAUAGUGAAUGCAUUAUAACCAGUAUAUUAAGAGAAAAACAACAAGAUGGUGAAUGUACAGACACAACUGAGGAAACUACAAUGACACCAACAAAUGAUAUAAAUUCACAGACCAAAGAAAUAAUCGCUAGGGUGUAUCACCAGAUGAAAAUAGAAGCACAAGUUGACAAUGUUAAAAAACUUAAAAAUGCUAGGAGCCCUAGCAGGCGAACUGCACAAGCUGUCGGUUACAGUCAACGAACUGUAUUCAAAAUACUAAGUGAAGAACGACAAGCUUGUGCAAACACAUCAACAUACAUGGCACACGAUACAACAUCAAUAUUCAAGCCACCAUCUAAAAGAAAACGUGUUUGCCCAAAAUCAACAAUGGACAACUAUGACCUAUCUUUGCUCCGAAAAACAAUUAUUUCAUAUCAGACCAAAAAUCACGAAAUGCCUACAUUAAAAGAACUUAAGGAAAUUGUGUCAGAAAAAACUGGUUUCAACGGCUGUAAGGAAACCUUACGAAAAAUUUUGUAUGACUCAGGUUUUGAAUGGUCUACAACAGAUAAUCACAAAUUACUUGUUGAAAGGCAUGAUAUUCAAAUGUUACGAUUCAGAUAUCUCAAAGAGCUGCAAAAAUAUCGUGAUGAAGGUAGAUAUAUUGUAUUUACUGACAAUUACUAUGUUGACACAACAUCCACACAGAAAAAAUUGAAAAACGAAAAUGGAACAUCACAGAAAGCAUCUAAAGGAAUGCGGGUUAUAAUUGUUCAUGCCGGUGGAUGUCAAGGGUUUGUUCCAAAUGCCUGCUUAAUAUAUGAGACAGACUCAACAAGUGAUGAUAGUAUGAAUUUCAACAACUAUAAACAAUGGCUUACAAAUCAGCUACUGCCUAAUCUGCCAGAAAAUGCUGCCAUUGUCAUGAAUAAUCAAAAUUGCAUAUUUGAAAAUUGUCCUGAUCCUAAUUCAAGUAAAAGCUUUAUGCAUGUAUGGUUGACUGAACGAAAUAUUGAAUAUGAAGAAACAAUGAAUAAAGUAGAACUGUACGAUUUAAUAUUAAAAGGCAAAGGGACAUUCAAAAGUCACACCAUUGAAGAACUAGUUAGGUCAAAGGGUUUUCAAGUUUUAAGAUUACCUUCUUAUCACCCUGACCUGAAUCCAAUGGAACAUAUAUGGAGAGUAUUAAAAAAGGAUGUAGUUUUAAAGAAUGUAGAGCAAGAAUUGACAUCGAAUCUGAAUCUAAUAAAAGAACGCAUUGAAAUGAUUGAAUAUUCUUUGUGGGAAUACGCAUGCCAACAAGUUGUAGACGCGGAAAAUCAAUACAUGAAAUAUUUUGAUGAUAGACUUUAAAUUUAUUCUUAAGCUCCCACCAAUGCUUUAUUGCAUACAAAAUGUAUGACAAGUCAUGGGAGUUUGGUGCAAAUGUAAUUUACCAAGUCAAUCUGACAACAAUUCAACUAAUCAAACCCAUUUGCCUGGUUGAGUCAAUGUCAAAGAUAGUUUACAAUUUUGCACUCUCCUCCUUUGUAAUAAGAUGAUAAAUGUAAACGAAUCUUUAAGGUCGACUGUACCUACUGGUAGGCAGGGUGUUUACACGAGGCUAAUUACAAAUACAACCCAGCAAAACCAUCAUAUUAAUUUUAAUGGCUUAAUGUAUUGUCUUGAAUUCCUGAUUUUUGAGUUGAUUAAAUGGGCUGAAUAAUGAUGAAUGUCUUACCUAAAGAGUAACGAGUAAUGCCCCAAAGGUCCAUAGUCCAUCCAUAGUGUAGUCUCUGUCAACUAAGAGAUCGUCGGGUGACAACCAAAACUCACUAAUUACCAUCACAAGUUCAUAGCCAUGGUGAACCGUAUUUUGGUAAUAUUAUGUGAAUAAGGUUGAUUUUUGUUUAAUUAUUUUUUAGUAAUUAAUGAGUUUUGGUUGUCACCUGACGAGAUGAGCGUACAUUUUAAGAUUGGUUCGUCUGUACAACCCUGUAAGUUUUGGUUUUAUCACUUGCCUAUGGUCAAACAGACAAAUAUCUGCUUUCCUGGUCAGGGGAAAAUGUAAUACAAAGACACAACUUAGUUU
This is a messenger RNA of Cydia strobilella, 2396 nucleotides long. RefSeq lists its product as uncharacterized. Bases 212 to 1678 code for a protein of 488 amino acids. Lineage: Eukaryota; Metazoa; Arthropoda; Insecta; Lepidoptera; Tortricidae. The record is from RefSeq and is a predicted model, not a curated record. The transcript is spliced from 2 exons. Gene Ontology annotation, molecular function: nucleic acid binding.